UUGGUUAAUGAGAAAUACAAAAGGAGAAGCCUGGAAAUAAGAAAAAGAUCCAGAAUAAUGGCAGAGAAGAAAAAUAGUGUGGAUGGGCUUAACCGAGGGGCUUGGCAACCUGAAGAAGAUCUGCUUUUGAAAACAUACGUUGAAGCAAAUGGUGCAGGACGUUGGAGUACUCUGGCCUCCAAAGCUGGUUUGAAGAGAUGCGGAAAGAGUUGCAGGUUACGUUGGAUGAAUUACCUUCGCCCAAAUGUGAAGCGAGGCCAUAUUACUCCAGACGAAGCAGACCUCAUUAUAAGGCUUCACAAACUGCUUGGAAAUAGGUGGUCGUUGAUUGCUGCCCGUGUACCAGGAAGAUCAGACAAUGAUGUUAAAAACUUUUGGAAUAUUCAUCUGAGCAAGAAAUCGGGUCGCAAAGGUGUACACCUCAAUACCCACAAGUCAAAGCUCAAAGAUACGCCCUCUCCCAAUACUAAUAGUAUUGGGGACUCGACCAAGGAUGAAAUUGAUUCAAAGUGUUCUACCAACUUCAAUUUUCAGCCUGAUAGGCUAAGCAUGCAAAGAGAUUCGAUCCUUGGUUCAGCAGAGCCCAAAAUGUUACAAAAUCCAUGCAAAGGCGAAUCAGGUGGGCGAAAUCCUUGCCCAGAUGAGUCCACCAAGCCGAGAAAUGGUCAUGUUUUACAACAUGUCAUUGCACCAACAAAGUGCAAUCUCAACACAGCGUCUUACACUAUAUCUUCAGUUGAGAAUGAUGAAUUACAUAGUGCAGUAUAUAAAUUUUCACCCCCAUUAACAACUCUGGUUCAGCAGAAUUCUCAUGGAUUCCUAACUGAGAUUUCUGACAGCAUGCAGGGAUUAACAACGUCUAACCAAUAUCAUCCACACUCAGACUCAUUUGGGUUUGGUUUUGUCCCUGGUCUUGAAUCCAAUUACAUCUUUGACAGUGUAAGCUGCUCUACCAAUCUGCAGCCUAACAACCUCAAUUCUCAGUUGGAAUAUCAUUGCAAAGCUGAACCAGAUGGGCAAAAUCCUUGCCCAGAUGAGUUCACCAUGCUGAGAAAUGGUCUUGUUUUGCAACAUGUUAUUACACCAACAAAGCCCAACCUCAACACAGCAUCUUACAAUAUAUCUUCAGUUGAGAAUGAUGAAUUGCAUAGUGCAGUGUAUAAAUUUUCAUCCCCAUUAACAACUCUGAUUCAGCAGAAUUCUCAUGGAUUCCUAAGUGAUAUUUCUUAUGGCAUACAGGGCUUAACAAACUCUACCCAAUAUCAUUCACACUCAGAUGCAUUUGGGUUUGGUUUUGUCCCUGGAUUUGACAGUACAAGCAGCUUUACCAAUCUGCAGCGAAAUAACGUCAAUUUGUAGUUGGAUAUAGAGGAUGUGUGGUUAUAUAUUUCAGGCAUCCUGUGAUGUACCUUUUAUUAGAUUUUCAUUUUGUAUUGCCAUGGAGUAAACAGCUAGCUUCCUUAUGGUUUUUUUGUGUGUUUUCUUCCUUGGACAAUUAUAAAGAUCCUCCAGAUAAGACUCUCAGAAGUUUCUGGGCACAGGGUUGAGGUCUUUUUAAGAACAGGGUGUUCUUUGUGGCCAUUUAUAUUAUCUUCUAUAAAGAAAAUAUUUAUAAAUAAAUGUGUUCUUUGUGACCA
Molecule: messenger RNA, 1637 nt
Organism: Cryptomeria japonica (Japanese cedar)
Lineage: Eukaryota; Viridiplantae; Streptophyta; Pinopsida; Cupressales; Cupressaceae
Product: transcription factor MYB106
Exons: 3
Coding region: 58-1359 (433 amino acids)
Source: RefSeq, a predicted model, not a curated record